Molecule: messenger RNA, 624 nt
Organism: Penicillium daleae
Lineage: Eukaryota; Fungi; Ascomycota; Eurotiomycetes; Eurotiales; Aspergillaceae
Exons: 4
Coding region: 1-624 (207 amino acids)
Source: RefSeq, a predicted model, not a curated record
AUGAUGGAAUUCCCCGAACCGAGAAGACCGCGUAUCCUGAACUGCGAAGCACUAAUUGACCAAACGGAUCUCAUUGGCUACCAGUGCACAGCUACGGACGUUGCCAGUGUCUGGACGAGCAUCCUGGCGUACUGGUUUCCUCCCGACGAAGGCUACCAGCUUCGCUUGAAGGGUCUGCUGAAGGAUCAGAUACGGGAGUAUCUGGAUCAUGUCAAGGCGGAGUUUGGGAGAACCUGGGGGGAGCCGUACAUCCGUUACUUAGACAACGACAUUCAAUCGUACUCUCUCAAGGAUGGCAUGAGUGCGACGGGCGAUAUUUCUAUGGAAAUCGAGACAAACGAUGGCGAUGACUCACUCAGUCACGUCUGUGCUGAGCCCAGGGUCGAGAGUGACGAUACAGGUUCCAUGGAGACCUCCAGCGCGGGGAGUAGCGACCUGGACACUGACAGCGAUAUUAUACGAACUAAUGAGAAUGAACGGCAUGAGUGGAUGAUGAAGCACCAUGAAGGCUCUCAGAACACGACUGCAGAUCCCAACAAUCAAAACCCGAUCGAAAAUGGACAGCUGCCUUACACCAACGGCUUUCGGAUAACGAUUGAGUUCACCACCAACGGGAUGGUCUGA